AUGUUCAAGGCUCUCAUUGGCGGGAACCGCUCCUCCUCCGACGUGCGCAGCAACUCGAGCUCUAAGAGCAAGAGCCGUCGCAGGACCGACUCCAAGGGUUCGACAGUGAGCCGCAAGUCAUCACGGGGUGACGACCGUGACCGUGGCUUGGGCGACCUGUCCGCAUAUCCAUCUUCGAGUAGCCGGAGUCGGCGCAAGGCAUCGAGUGUGGCCGGAGAAUCCGUCGCCUCGAGCUAUGCGACGGCCGAACCGGGUGUGUCGGGCGACCCCGAUCCCCUUCUUAUCGAACGAACCCCUAGACGCCGCGAUUACGAAGAUUCCGACCGCCGCGAUCGAUACCGCGAUGAUUACGAUGAAGUGGAGGAUGGCUCCUGCAGGCGCAAUCGGGCGCGCUCACCCAGCCGAGAGCGUGAACGCCCUAGGUCAAGCCGAUACAGCGAAGGAAAUGACGACCAUGACGAUAGUAACGAUGAUUACGAUAAUAGGCGGCGCGAUCGUCGCCGAACUCGGUCGGGCGAUGCGUAUUAUCCGCCUGUCUCGGGUGCACCUGAUAUGGCAUCUCCUCACCUGCCUCAAUUUCCGCCGCAAUUCCACAGUGUGAGUCCGGAAAGCCCGUUGCUGGCCUUCCCCAAUGCGCCCGGAAACUAUGAUCCUCAUGUCCAACAACAAUUCCCCGGCCAGUUUCCGGCGUACGUGCCAGCGCCUUACAGCCCGCAGAAUCCCGCAGGCGAAGCAGCAGACUACUAUGGUGACCAAGGUCAAUCGGUCGCGUACCAGCCCGGUGUGCGGCCCAAACCUCCACUGGUCGCCUCUCAUGACCAGGCGCAUUUGAUGACCGCGUCGCCAACCGCCAAUCCACCGCCGGAACCGAGUAGUAUGGGACAAAUCGGCGCUGCCGCUGGCUAUUAUACUGACGAUGUUCCCGAUACUCCCGUCACUGAACAGCCCAGCGGUUCAUCUGCCCCAGCACCCAAGCCGCACCGACCGUCUAAACCAUCUAUACAUACUUCCGGGCCUGCAGCUGCCGCCGCUACGUAUGGAGUAGGAGAUGUACUGCAUGACAGCAGUGCGUCUUCAUCGCCUGUCCACGUUGAAUCGCCAACCUCAAUUCAUGACCCGCCGGCUGCUGGUAAUACUCACAAGCCCCCGCAAUCCCAUGGCAUGGGUGUUUCGUUCGGUGCAGCCGCAGCGGGUGCAGCGGCCGGUUACGCGAUGGCUUCCCAUCAUCACUCGUCAAAUGCCGACCACACCUCCCAAUAUACCAUGCAAAAUUAUGAAGAGAUCUCCCCAAAUCUCACGGGGCAGCUCGGUCCGUCGAUCUACCCGCCCUAUUCGAAUGCACCCGCAUAUGCUGCUGGUGGCGGUGCACUAGCUGGGUACGCUACUGAUCCCUCGCAUCCUCAUCAUGCUGCGAUCUACCAUAGCCCUCCACUGCAAGGCGGAGAGCUGGCUCUUCAACGGCCUCAGCGCGGUCCCAUGGAUAAGUUUAUCGAUUUUUGGCGUGACCCCGAAGGCGUGGGGAUGUUCGAAGACUACACAGAGGCAAUCGGAGUCUGUAAAUAUUGUUUUGAACCCGGUACAACCUCGCGUGACGCACCUCGAAAGCACAAUCACAAAGCACGUCGCAAUUCCGGAGAUCGAUACAGCAACGGGUCUCGGAUUGAUAAACUGAUUCGCUAUGGGUCUUCCGAGGACGAGGGCCGACGACGCAAGAAAUCUUCAAGAAACUCCUGGCUGCCUGGAGUGCUUGCGGGCUACGGAGUCAAGUCGCUCUUCAACAACAAGGAUUUUGAUGAUACCUAUAGCGUUCGAUCUGGCCGCGUAGUCUCGUCGCAUGAGACUGAGAGCGUUUCAACCGCACGCAAGAGUCAGACCUCACGAGGGGUUUAUAGGCGCUCGUCUCGGAGUCGCUCUGGAGAUCGCUCUCACCGCAGCUAUCAUGCGGACUCGAAAGUUGGUAAAGGGGAGAUGCUUCGAAUCAGGUCUCGCUCUCGUUCUCGCUCUUCAUCGCGAACCCAAAGUCACUCUGCUCUCAGGGACGCUGCUCUAGGUGCUGCAGUAGGCACGGCAGCCGUGUCAGUAGUGAAGUCUCGCCACCGAAGCAGCAGCCGAAGUCGGUCACCGCGUAAAGCGCGCAGCAGAACCUCUUCUUCAUCCGACUCCUCCGUUCUAAAUAUCUCGGGGGCGCCUGAAAAACCCGCGGGAAGUGGUAUUGGUUCAUUCUUUUCUGCGUCUUCAGAAAACCGCAAGAAGCGUCGUACGAAAAAGCAAGGGAGCAUUUUCUCUUUCAAAAAUAAUUCCUCUUCCUCUUUGGAUAAUGAUCUGGCUUUUGGAAACGGGUACUCGAAAUUGCCGCCUGGAAAAUUGAAGAAAAAGAACCGCAAGAAGGAUAAAAAGGACCUUGAAGCGAGACUUCUGGGAAUGGGUGCAGUUGCAACUGCCCUCGUGGCAGCUCGUAAACACCGCCGACCAGGUGAAAUCCUCGCCGGCAAAGAUUCUCGAUCAGGUCGCUCGGACUAUACCUCUUCUGCUUCCAAUGAUGAGGGAUGGGAGGACCUAGACUCGGGUGACCAGUCUCCCGCAAGUGUCAGUUCGGGACUCGCUUUUGGUGGAGAUGACUCCCAUUCGUCAGAUUCUGGGAAGUCUAUCUGGGGCUGGAGGUGGGGAAGUAAGAAGGACAAGAAGAAGGCGAAGAAGAGGUCUGAUUCGAAAGACGACCAACUGCCAAGUGCUGCUGCCCUGGGCGCCGGUGCUCUGGGAACAGCCGCACUUGCUUCGGCCUACUCCAGGGGCGGUAGAAAGACCAGCCAGGAUGCCAUUAGCAGUACUGGGAGUCUUCAGCAUGUGGCUCCAGUCCCCACCAGCGACCCGUCCCGGUUUGAUGCCAUCAGGGUAUCGUCGAACCCCCCUGCCCAGCCAACUUUUGUGCGCCCGGGGCCUAUACCUCUUCAACAACCCCAGCCUGUGACACCAGUCUCUCAAGCGGUAUACACCUCGCAAGGCGAGCCGAUUCAUGCGUACAGUGCACCCGCGACCGGAGAUCCAGCAUUCGCAGGGGCACCUUUUGCUCCAUAUGAACAGCAACCGUCCGAAACAUUCAAAAAAGGACCGUGGAGUCAAAAGGGCCCACCGUAUCCCGAUGUUAGAGAUGAGCCUAUCAUUAGACCGCCUCGACGAAGUGACUCUUCUCCCGUGUUUCCUACAGAGUCCCUAGAAGGGUCUCAAAUUUCCGCCCUGAAGCGUCGAUCUACUACUAAAGACCAGGCGUCGGUCUCAUUUGACCUGACACAGGAACAGGAGGACAAAGAACGACGUGCGGACCGGCUCGAUAGGUUGAGACGCAAUGCUGACUAUGAUGGAGGCGUUCAACUUAUUGACCGAGAAAGUGAAACGGGUUCGUGGGAUCCUGAUCGCCGUUCUAAACGCAAUAAACAACGGGAUUCCGAAUCAGCCCGGGACGAUGGCUACGAGGACGACCGAAGGGACUAUGAGCGGGAUCCUCGAAAGAGCUCUGAUUCCUCGUCAUGGAUCGGCCCAGCAGCAGUAGGUGCCGUAGGUGCCGCGGCGGCGGCAUCGGCGCUUUCCAGCAGAGCUUCCCAGGACGAUUCCUCAGAGACGAGUCGACGCAGUGAGGAACGCCGAGAGAAGCGUCGAGCACAAAGACGCGGCGCGUCUGAACCCGGCUCGACUGUUUCAAGUGCACCUAUGUCUGACGUUGCUGAUGAGCGCUCGUUCUCGCCACAUGAGGCAGAGCAUAUCAAAACUUCCGCAUUCCGUGAUGUGUAUCGCAAAAAGUCGGUCCACGAUGAUUAUGCGCAGUUCUUCGCCCCCGAAGUGCAACGCUAUAGUCCUGACACCUAUCAUCGCCGCGAGCCUACUUCGAUGCCUACGAUCAUAGAAGUAGAGCCGACUAACCAGCGCGUCCGCACAUUGAGCGAAGGUCCGCAUCCAGAAUAUGACAAUCUGCCUUGGCCGGUACCGACUCUCAAACUCAUUGAACCCACACCACCGCAAAGCUUGAGCGGAUCGGUUAGAGAUCUCGCGUCGCCGGUCAUGUCAACUCCUGAGAUAAUCGAGGCAGAAAGUCCACCAGAGCGGCCGACAACAGGCUCAAGGGUCUCUUGGGGCGAGCAUGAGAUGCACGAGUACGAAGUUCCAUCUACGUCUUCCGAUCACGAAUCUAUCAAUCAUGAUCUUCCAAGCCGAAGUAGAUCGAGUAGGAAAGACGAUCUCGCUGAUGAGGAACUCAGUCGAGAUAUUAGAGACGCCUCGCCUAAGAAUUCAUCUAUUAACGUCGAAGGUGACAUCGAUUUUGCCGCAACGGUGGCUGCAGCCACUGCAGCUACGGGCUUUGAUCCUUCACUCGUGACGGAUGAUCCAACCUACCACACGCGGUCGUCACCCCCUGGAUCCGGGGUCCAAUUCGUUUCGCCUUGGACUCGGGUGCCUGUUGAUUCCAGAGAGCCGCAUAGGUUUGCCGAAGGCGAAGUCGAGACAUCGGAUGAUAGGCCAAAGAAUGGGGCACCACCAAGACAGUUCAUGGACAAUGAACCGCUUUUCUCAGAGCCUGAGCCCGUCACUCGGGAAAAGGAUAUGACCCACGAGAACAGACCCCGGUCGUCCAUUGCACAAGAGGUCAUUGAGCAACUGGGUGGACACCGCGAUGACCGUCGCAGAUCCCGAUCCCAAUCUCCCCCAGACGAGGCCCUUUCCAUGCCAGGUGGAUUCGGCCAAGAGGACUCACCCACUAGGCGCCCGCGAGAUAUGCCCAAGGAUGGAUCCCAAUCGCUCGUUUCGGCAUCCACACCUGCGGAUUUUGAAACUCCGACAAAAUCACGAUCCCGGUCUAGUACCGACGAUUUGAAGCUGCAGGAAGAUGACACUGCAUCUUUAGCCGAAACUGGCUCUGAAGGGAAAAAGAAACGGCGCAAGAGACGCUCCAAGCGAGACACUGACGACUUUGAAAAUUCUGCUUCUGUGACAUCCUCGCCGGCCAGGAUUGGAGAGAGCCGUGACAAAUCCAGAAGCACAUAUGAGAAGACGGAAAAGAAGCCGGGCAGCUUUUUAAGCAGUAUCUUCGGCUCUAAAGUCUCUGAGCCAGUAGACAGCAAGAGGUCCUCUUCUACAGAUAGACGCACGUCUCGCGAAGUCCAAUCGGAUAUCGGAACCCGGUCACCGGAGGGGUCGAGACAUCGGCGGAAGGAGAGGUCUUCUAGCCGUCGCAGCUCUAGCCGUGCUGAUACAUUAGAGGGCGACUCUUCUGAUGAGGACAGUACGGUUGCGGAAAAGGAAAAUAUCAACGUCGAAGGCUACAAGUCGAGCAGACAGCGAAGGGAAGAACGCCGGCGGCAAAGACACGAGGGCAUUCUAGAAUCUGGUAAAGGAAGGGGAGAUGAGAAGGCCCGAGAUUCAUCUGAAGACAACGAUGAAGAAACCAGAGGACUGGGGCUAGAUCUUCUAGAGCAGCGGCCGAGAAGCCGUUCAGAAUCGCUUCCUCUAUUAGCGAAGACCUUCGACCUGGAACCCAAAUCGCAGAGUAGACCAACAUCUCCUGAAUUGGCCCAAAGACAGGGUGAGAACGGAGAUUUCUUUGCAUCGCAAUCGGUCGUGUCGCGCUCGAAUGACUCGCCGACUGCAGUGCCUCUGCAUUUCCGCCGGCCCCCAACCUCACCGGGUCUCCAGCGUUCACCAUCUGCCAAUUUCCCGAUAGCCCCGUCUCCUGGGUCUCCAACUCAGACCCGUCCGCGCCGGCCCAACUCAACCGAAUUCCGAACCUCGCGCGAGAUCCGCCCCUUGUGGCUCGUGGAGCGCCAUGGUUCCAGCAAAGUAGAACUACAGCCCGAUGAGCCCUUGCCCUCGCUCCCAUCCAGCAAGAGCUCGUCCGCGAACGCAUCGGUCGAGGACCUGACUGCUCUGUCAGAUGAGAAGAGCUGGGAGAUGCUUGACUACAGUCAUUAUGUCCACGGCAUGCCUCAGGCGCGAGGCAUCGAUCAGACGACCCCUGCCACGCACCCUGAGGAGAACAACAUCUACCACGAUUUCCUUGGUUCUCAGGAAGGGACACCCACCGCGGCAACUUUCGGCCAAACCAGUGCUCCCUCCUCGGCCAAGAAGAGCAAGCCCAAGUACGAAUUCCACUCUCCGUCGGAACUCCUCCAAGAUCCUAGUGUGUAUGGCGAAUUGCCGUCAUCCCCAACGAUGGGAUCGCUGCCUUCGGCCGAAGGCUCUGCGGUUGGGAUGAAGAAGGAAGAUGACAAUCGACCUUCGACUCCGGAGAACAAAUCUGUCGAUAUUUCGGAAACAGCAGAGUCGACGCCCACUCAACGCAAGACUGCUCCGCUGGCGGAGCCUAAGGAGUCGUCAAAAGGAAUGGGCAUCGCUGGCGCUGUGGGUGCUGUAGUCGCGGCAGCAGUUGGCUUAGAUAGACAUGCACCAUCUGGUCUAUCAGAUAAGAAUGAGGAAGGGAUGGCGGCAAGAACGGAUAAAUCGAUGUCGAACGGUGAAGAUACCCCUAUUUCGCGUGAUCUUCCGCCAGGCUCGUUCCAAUCAGACAAGGACAUUGAAGCGCCUCAGUCUGCAUUGAGUGCUCAAGACGAACCGAAGGCACUUGUUGACCCCGCCGACUCCCCUGUAGCAGGACCUGCCGAUGAAAAGCGUGAAAUUGCCGAUGAAUUUACGGCAGCUGAGCCGGCUAGAGAGUCAAGUGCCGUUCCAGAUAAAGUGAAAGACGCUUCUCGGGACCCUUUCCUGGAUGAGUCCGAUGUCCUUGGAGCUUCACCUACCGAACAGACCGCUGAAGCGGUGCCUGAAGCUACGCCUCAAGAAAGCGAAACUGUUCAGACAAAAACGGAAGAUCUAACCGCUGAAUCUACCGAACCGGUCUUGUCGAAGAAGCAGAAGAAGAAAGACCGAAAGAAAAAGAAGGCGGCGUCCAGUGAAUUCGAACGGGUCCUGCCUGCCGAGGAACCAACGCCCGUGGAAACCCCUUCUGCUUUAGAUGAACCCGAGAAACCUGAGGCCACCGAGAAGCCAGAAGAGCCACUUCCUCAAGAGCCCGCACCGGAAACCGUUCCUGAUGACCUUGAAGCCACUCGUUCGUUAGAGCCUGAAGUACCACCGGUUGCGGAGGCUGAAGAGACACCUGCCAAGAUUGUCGAUACCGCAGUGGCUUCUAAGAAGCUAAAGCGUGACAAGAAGAAGAAAAAGAAGAACAUUGGCUCUAUUGCGGAGGAGAUUCCUGAGGAACCAACUACCGUUGAAUCUACACAGCCUUCCGCCGAGACCCCGACGGAUGAAAACGGCUUCAAAUCGGCCGAGGAGGGCACGGAGCAAAAGGUGGAGUCGCAAGUCCAAGAAAUCUUUGAAGACUCUCGGGAAUAUCUUUCUCCUACGACUCGGGGGCCAGAGGAAAUUACUCCAGAAGUCACUGAAAGCGUCGAGCAUGAGACUUCCAUCCUAUCCGAACAGCGUUCUCUAGAAGCAACGGAGACUAAAGAAGAUAAGGGGCUGUUAGAAACCCCAGAGCAGCCACAGGAUCUGACGACUGAGCCUACCGUCACUCAAGAGGAAUUUCCAGAAUCCACUCAAAUCACUGGAGAGACCAACGCUGCAGAUGACUCAACUGCGCAGCAGAGUAAAACGCUCUCUCGUCAGGAUGAGACGGUUGAGACAGUUCCCAUCACCGAUGUUCCAGAGGCAGUCUCUGCGCAGGGCGAUUCGACUGCACCAGAUCUAAUGGACGAGGGGAAAGCAGAGAAGCUCGAGAAGGAAACGGAAACCCCUACCGACCAGGCAGCAGGGCCAGUAAUAGUCAAUUUGCAGACUCAGGAUAUGGAACCAAGUACUGUUGUUGAAGAUGACCUGGCGCGCAAAGACCAAGAAGACGCCAACGACAAGGGCGCCGCGGAGCCACUCGAAGAGGUCGGAACCGCAGCUGCGCCUUCAGAACCUGUACUCGAGGGAGCUUCCGAGCCUGCAGUUCCCCGUGAUGGUGAAAUUGACGUGAAGGGACCAGAACAUACUCAGCCGCAAAACGAGGAAACUUCUCAGGAUCUAACAAAAUCCGAGGGGCCAAUUUCUGAGGUCCCUGCCUCAAUAAUGGACUCUCAAGGAGAUGACUCGCACGAGCCUACUCCGAAAGAGAACCUAGAAGAGGUAGCCGAAGACACACCCAAGAAGAAGGGCAAAAAGAGCAAGAAGAAGCGCAAGUCUACCGUUUCAUCGCCCGAUCCUCCAGCUGAGCCGGAGAAUGAGUCUGAGACAGCCAAACCCGAAGACCCUGUCCCAGAGAAGGAGCCCGCCCAAACUGCUUCCCCAUCGCAGCCCAAUGACCAGGACACCACAGCUGUUGCUGAAAGUCAGGAUGCUCGCGAGGAACAACCCUCUGAAACUAAAGAGGAAGAAGCCGCGCCCACAGUAGCGGAACACAACUUAAUCAUCCCGGUGGUGGAAAAUUCGAGUCCUGACACCAAGGACGCCGAGCAGCCCUUGCACAUGUCCGAGCUGGAACCGGCUGAACCUAUAUCUAUGCCUGAACCCGAGUCGCAGCCCCUGCCCCAGCCUGAAGUGGAAGGGGAGAAGGAGAAGGAGCCUACGGGCAAAAGGGGCAAGAAAAAGAAGGGGAAGAAGAAGAGCGUCUCCGCCGUCUCGGACGGGGCUGAAGCUGUGACUGCGCCUUCUCCGGACACCGCUGUCGCCGAUGUUUCCAAUGAUGUGGAGACAAGCGCUUCUCCUGAAGCUACUACCCCCGAGGAUAACCAGGAACUUGCUCAAGAGAAAACAACAACUAAAAUUGAGCCUGCUUUGGAUCCCGCCGAUACGUCUCAACAUGAGGAUCUAGGUGUUUCUCCCGAAGCCAAUGUCCCGGAGGAUGUCCAAGAGCCUGCCGAAGAUAAAUCAGUGAAAAUUGAGCCGUCGGCCGAGAAAGUUGUAGAGGGCGAAAAGGACAUUGAGAAUCAGCCUGAAGAGUCUAAAUCGGAAUCCCUGGAACAGCCCCAAGAGCAAUCUGUGGAACAAUCCCAGGAGCAACCUAAUGAAGAGCCCCUCGAACAACCCAAGGAGUCCGAGCCUACCGAAUCCGAGGUCCCCAUGACUGCCGCUCAAAGAAAAAAGGCGAAGAAGCAGAAGAAGAAGAAGGAUCGCCAAUCUGCUUCCCUGGAGACGGGCACGGAGGCGGUCCCCGUUGAGGUCCCUACAGAAACCGAUCUCAGUUCUACGGUGGAGCCGGCUACUGCGCCUACUGGCACUCAAGAGCCUGAAGGUGUACCGGCUGUUUCCGAGGAGGCAUCAGGCGUAGAUGACAAGCAAGAGAAGCAGAUGGGGGACAUUGCGCCUGCUACCGAGGACUCAGAAGGUCUACGAGCUGUUCCAGAUCACUUGCCAAAAUCAGAUGACAAGGCUGUGCAGCCGAAUGAGGAGACGCAUGAAAAUGCGGAAUCGAACAUCCCGACUGAAGAGCCUAUUCCGUCUACCGAGUCUCUGCCUCAGCCCGAGCCUGAGCAGCAAGAAUCCGCAGAUACUAUUGAGGAGGCUACGACUACGAUAAUGCCUACGGAUAAUCAAGAAGAUUCUCGACCUGCACAGGAACAAGCUACGGAGGAGGUGUCUGCUGUAGAGACCCAGGAGCCCAUUUCAGUGCCUGGAGAGUUCCCAGAGACUGCAAACCAGCCUGCCGAUAUCGACCUCAAGGAUGAGGCCGUUGAAGGUGGUGCUGAAAAGGACGAGCCUACAAAGUUGGACCCCGAAGAUUUCGCGGAAGGGGUGUCCAAGGAUGUUGUGUCACCCGCUCAGGAUACCACCGAGGAACAGACACAGGAGGAACCUGUCCAAGAGCCAGCAGCUCAAGAUGAAACUGCCAAGGAGGAGCCAGUCAACGAAUCAGCCCUCGAAGAAUCCGUGCAAGAUCCCGGACCAGCAGAAGAAGUCAAGGACGAGCCGGUUGUUGAUGAGCCCGCACAACAGGAGUCUGUACAGCAGCUGACACAGCUGGAAGAGUUGAAGGAGGAGGCGAUUCAAGAACAAGCUCCAACUGAAAUUGAUCCGAUCAGCGUAGAACCCUCUUCUGAGCAAGCCGACGUCGAAGAGAGCACCACUACCGCUGAAAAGAACGUCCCUGAAUCUACACCAGAGGAGACCCAACCUGAGCCUUCUGCAAAGUCUAAGAAGUCCAAGAAGAAGAAGAAGAAGAGGUCUCAGUCUGGCCAUGUCAUUCCUGAAGAGGCCAAAGAGCCGGUGACAGAGGAACCAAUGGCAGAGAAGCCUGUUCAAGUGAAGUCACCUGAACAGGAACCCGAGAAAGAACCGCUUGUGCAGGAGCCAUCUGAACAGGAGCUAGAGAAGAAGCAGCAGGUACAAGAACCAGCUCCCGAAGCUCCCGAACAGACUUCAGUCGACCCAAUCAGCACCGAAGACUCCGAAAAGGUGCCUGGCGAAGAAGAUACCGCUCCUACUGAGACGGAGAAGGGCAUCACGGUAGCUACACCUGAAGAAACUCAGCCCGAAGAGAUCUCUGCGACUUCCAAGAAGUCCAAGAAAAAGAAAUCGAAAUCGGGACAGGUUACUCCGGAUGAAGUCAAAGAGGCAACCCAAGAGGAGCCCGUGAAGGAAAAGCCAGUGCAGGAACCAGUGCAGGAGCCAGUUCAAGAGCCAGUUCAGGAGCCAGUUGAAGAGCCAGUGCAAGAGGAGCCAAUGCAGGAGGGGCCAGUGCAGGAGACUGCUCAGGAGCAGCUCUCAAAAGACCUGACCAACGCUCCCGAGCAGACCCAAGGCGAAGAAGAUGCCCUUCCUGCCGAGGAAAACGACACGGCAACCGCACCUGCGGAGACCCAGCCUGGAACCCCUCCUUUGUCCAAGAAAGAGAAGAAAAUGAAAAUGAAAAAGUCUCAAUCAGGACAGACUACUCCUAUCAGCGAGGUGGCCCCAGAAAUUGCCCCCGAGGCGUCAUCGGAUGCAAAGCAGGAGCUCUUCGAUGCUCCUGAAGACAAGCAAGAUCCUCCUGUUACUGAUACACACGCACCCGCACCUGAAGGGCUAGACGUUCCUGAAGAAUCGGCGCAAGAGCCCAAAACCGAUGAGCCUCAAGUUGAUGAAGCCAAGACCGAGGAGGAACCGGCGGUCGAAGAACCCAAGGCUGAAGAGCCCAAGGCCCAAGAGCUUAAGGUCGAAGAGGAGCCCGAGGCCCAAGAGGAGACGCUAAUUGGGUCCUCUGAGUCGACUGACCCAGCAACCCCAACCGACUCACAACCUCUCCCCGAUCCAACCGAGUCUACCACCGCUCCCGAAUCCAUUGAAGAGCCCCAGCCCUCCACUAGCAAGAAAAAGAAGGACAAAAAGAAGAAGCGCCAGUCAACUUCAAUUGAUGAGGACCAGCCUGCUCCUACGACCGAAGAAGCGGGUGAAACUCUUUCUGAGAAGCCGCUGGAGCCCGAAUCCGCUCUUGAACCUGCGCAAGAGGCAUCCUCCACCGAUGCCGAAAAGUCUGAAGAGAAGGCGAUGCCCGAAGAUUUCACUCAAGAGUUAAAUGGCGAUGACAACAAGUCUGCAGAGUCCGCGGGCAUUGAAGAGACUGCUAAGAAGCCAGGAGUCGUCGAAUCUCAAGAGACUGUAGAGACUCCCGAAGCUAUACCAGAACUUCGAGAAGGAUCUUCUAAGAAAAAGAAGAAAGACAAGAAGAAACGCAAGUCCGUUAGUUUUGCCGCUGAGGAGUCACUAGCGCAGGAACCUGAACAAUCUACAUCCGAGUCUGCAGAGCCAGCCACAGAGACCAUUGACUCGUCUGACAAGUCCAUUGAGCAAAACCUCGGGGAUUCCGCCUUGCAAGCGAGCCAAGAGAGUCAGGAUGGUGCGCCUACGGAUGAACCUCACCAAAAGAAAUCUCUGUCUAAUGAACCCACCCAAGAUACUGCUGCUGCCUCCGGGUUAGAGAAUGAGAAGUCCAGUGAAGUCUCUGCUCCACAAGAAGAGCAGCCUCAAUCGCAAUUCGACUCUAUAACCGAAGAGCUAGAGCACGUCAUGGAGCCUUCUGAGCCCGUACACAUUCCCACAGUAACAGAAGAAAAAGCACUCGAAGAGGAAAUCCCUGAUGCCACGUCAAAAAAAGACCCUCUCGGUGAUGCUCAAGUGUUCUCUGAGCCUAAGCAGGAGACGCCAGGAAUAGACAUACCCGCUACGGAUAAGACUCAGCAACCGCCCGAUGUUGAAACUCCUCCUGAGCAGACAGCUUUUGGAACAGUGCCUCAGGCUGCAGAAAAUGGGUUAGAGGAAAUGACCCAGACUCCUAAAUCCAAGAAGUCGAAGAAAAAGAAGAGGGCUUCAGGAAUUAGUGAAGAAGCUCCCGCAGAGGCACCAGAACCUAGUAAUGACAAGACUACGGUGGACACGGAGAAGAUUCCUGAUACCCCGGCUUCCGAAGAUAUCGCCGCAGAGCCUGUGGCAGAGCCUGUCGCAAAACCUAUUGCAGAACCUGUUGCAGAGGCUGACGCCGAGCCUGUCACUGAGCCUGAGAAGUCAGAGGACAAUGAAUUCGCAAACAUGUCUGCCAAAGAAAAAAGAAAAGCCAAAAAGAAAAAGAAGGCAUCGGCAGUAAACAAAGAAGCUCCCGCAGAAGUUCCAGGGCACAGCAGCGACAAGACUCCGGUAGAAACAGAGAAGGUUCUUGAUGCCCCAGCCACCGAGGAGAUUGCUACAGAACCUGUUAUAGAGCCUCUUGCAGGAUCUAUCGCCGACCUUACUGCAGAGCCUUUUACCGAGCCUAUUGCCGAGCCUGAAAAGCCUGAGGAUUAUGGGUUCGCAAACAUGUCUGCCAAGGAAAAGAGGAAGGCCAAAAAGAAGAAGGUUUCAGGGGUCGUAGAAGCUCCAGAACCCAGCAGCGAAGAUACACCGGUAGAAACGGAGAAGGUUCCUGAUAUGACGGCUGAGGAGGACAUAAUCACAGGGCCUGCGACAGAGCCUGCCACUGAGCCUACCACUGAGCCUACCACUGAGCCUACCACUGAGCCUACCACUGAGCCUACCACUGAGCCUACCACUGAGCCUGUCGCUGAGCCUGAAAAGUCAGAGGAUGAUGGAUUCGCAAACAUGUCCGCCAAGGAAAAGAAGAAGGCCAAAAAGAAGAAGAAGCGGCAGUCAAAAAGUAUAGAUGUGGGAAUUGACGAGAGUGCGCAUCGAGAAACGAGCGAAGUCGAGACUCCUGCCGAAGCCGAACCCUCAGACCCUUCUCUUGAGAUGGCAACUGCACCUACUGAAGAUGACGGUAAAGACAAUCAGUCCCACGACACCGGCGUACACGGCAAGAACGAUAAAGAUCUGACUUGGACUGAUGACAAAGUAUCUUCGCAGGUAGAGCAACGGUCACCGACUCCACCCGCUGACAGUCCCCAUCCCGUGCCUGAGCCCAACGAUCCCGAUUUGUCAUUUGCGUUGCCCGGUGUUGAGGGGGAAAUUGCUGAUCAAGUUGAUGCGGGUGGGCAAAUUCAACCGUCCACAGAAAAUGAAAAGGAGGAAACUGGUGAGGGAAAGCAGGAAAUCGAACCUACAACGCAUGCCGAGGGCUUCGAAAACAUCGCCAGCGAAACGACUGAGGCGGUAGCACCUACGCAUGAGACAGAAGGAUCCACAGCUGAGCCUACAGUUACAAGGGAACCUGAAGAACAACCGAAACCAGAAACUUCAGAUCAAACCCCGGCGGCGGAGGAAGCUGUACAGGAAGAAAAACUGGACAAAAUUGAGACACUGCCCAUCAUUGGCGAAAAUGAAGACGACUCAGUGGCUAUCUCAACCCCGAAAACUAAGGAAGAUGUUGUUCUCGAACCUACCGGUGAUAAAUCUGUGGGUGAAACGGAAACGACGAGUGAGACCGCCCCACCAAAUACCGAUGCGCUUGAAUCCACCGCGCCGUCAAGAAAAUUGAGCAAAAAAGAGCGGAAGAAGAAGCAGCGCGAGGCGCAGAAGGCAGCAGAUUUGUCUAAGGAAUCGGACACGCAGGGUCUUCCUGAGGUCAAGAGCCAGUCAGCUGCUUCGGCUACUCCUGAGACUGGGGAAGGUGCGGAGACAUUGCCUGAGGCCUCCGUGCAGGAACCAAGAGAAGAGUUGAAACCACAGGAGCACGUCGAGGACCAUCACGUCUCCGUCGAUGACGCUCUUCCCUCCACUAGUGAUCAACUAAUUGAUUCGGCGGCUUCCGAAGACAAGAAAGACACGGAUACUUUCCCCGAAGCUCCCGAACAGGAACCUAAGGAGGAGCAUGUCGUGGAAACAUCUAAGCCAACUUCUACAGAAGUGGAUCUUCCAUCCUCUGAUGCCCAACCAAUCGAUCCGGCGGCUUCUGAUGUCAUAAAUUAUACGGAAACAAUCCCUCGAGCACCUGGGCCGGAGCCGGACAAGGAGAAGCACUCAGAAGUACAGCCUGGCUCUACAGAGAGCAAGGUGGAACCCGAAACAGCCAUGGAGGCGCCUGAGACGGGUGCGAAUGAAGUGCCUUUAGUCUCGAACUCUACUACCGCUAAGGAGCCUCGGAAAGGUCAUAUGAAAAAGGCCCUAACUCCAGAGCCUACAGAUAUGGAGAUUCUCCCUAAGAACAACAAUGAGGACUCCAAGGCCAUCACUUCACAAUAUGACAGGAACGAAGAUAACGAGGCUACCCAGGAGGAAACAAGGGAACUUCCACGAAUCGAAGAUGUGUCAGCACAGGUCGAAACUGCGGUUGACGAGGGAAACCCCAUGCAAAUUGAGACGGAAUCCGCCGAGCACAUGCAAUCACCUGAGGCGGACCGUGGACUGCUCUCCGAAGAUAAACAACCCAUCCUGGACGAGACGAUCACUUCGCCUGAAGGGGCAUCUGAUGAGCAGCCACAGCAAGUCACAGAUGACCAACUUCCCGAAGAAAGUGCCCCGGUGGAGCAGUUAAGCCGGAAGGAGUCUAAGAAAAAGAAAAAGAAGGCGAAGAAGGACAGCAAGAAACAGUCUGAGGAUGUUCUUUCUCCUUCUACUCCUGUUCCCGCUGAAACCAAGGAGGAAACCACAGCAGAGACUACUACGACGGGGGCAUCUCCUGAAACCGACCUACCUGUUGAAGAACCAACGCCGGAACCGAAGGAGAUAUCUGAAUCUGAAGUGCCUCUAGAGGGUCCCACGGCGGAGCCUCGAGAUUCUGAGUCAAGUUUAGAAGCUCCUAUUAGGGCACCUCUUCCAACAGGCGAGAAAACCCAAGAGAUGCCCGCAGAUAUUCCAGGCCAAGCUGUUCGUGAGCCCGUUGAGGAGCAACACGAGUCGGCGUCUCGGGGAGAGGAGGGACUGAAGGAUGACGAAAAACCGGUGCCUGUAGAGAGCGAAGCUGCUGGUAAAGUUGAUCUCGGUCCCGUUGAAGGGCAUGGGGUUGGUGACGAUUCCGAAAACGUCGAACCUGCAGAGCCUCUCUCCAGGAAGCAGUCGAAGAAGGAUAAGAGAAAGGCGAAGAAGAAGGCCAAGCAAGAGGUUGAUGAGACUGCGCCGCAGUCGGAGCCAGUUCCAGAGGCUCCUAAAGAAUCUACUGAAGAGCAACAGCCUAAGCCCGAGUCCGAGGCGGUUCCAGUGGUUCCUAAAGAUAUUUUCGAAGAGCAGCCUAUCGCUACAGAAACACCAGUGGAGCAAACGAAGUCGCAGGAGUCGGAGCAGCCUGUUCCUGAGUCCGAACUGGCCCUUGAGGCUCCACGGGAAAUUAACGAAGAGCAGCCUACCGUCAACAAAGCACUUGUGGGGAAUGUGAAGCCCCAGGAAGAAGACCAGCCUGAGCCUUGGACAUUUGUGGAGGCUACGAAAGGAGUUACUGAAGAACAAACUCCCACCCCGGAAACAGGAUUAGAGGAAAGGUCACAAGAAGCAGAACUCCCCGAACCUGAGGCAGCUGUGGAAACUACUUGGGAGAUUGUUCAAGAGUAUGAAACGCCGAAGGAUUUGAGGAAGAUGAGAGAUGAGCAACCGGGGCCCGAACCAGUUCUGGAUGCUACGAAAGAACUUACUGGGGAACAGUCUGUCGUUCCGGAAACAGCGACAGAGGAGGAAAAGCCACAGGAGACAGAACACCGCCAGCUUGAGUCAGUCUCAGAGGCUCCCAAGGAAACUGUCGAAGAGAAGUUUGCCACCACGGAGACAUCAACUCAGGAUCCGGCACUAGGAGCUAUCGAAGAUACCAACUUGGACGAGAACCCUGCUUCGAGGAAAUUGUCUAAAAAAGAGAAAAAGAAGAAGCGCAAGACAAAACAGAGCCAGGAGGCCACAUCAUCGGAACCCGGUGCUCCCAGCGAGCCUGCAACCGAUCUCGUCUCUAAACCGUUCCGUGCACCGGAAGAAUCGGAGACUUCAGACCCAAGAUACUAUGCCCUUGAUGAUGACUUUUUGCCGUCCAUUGAUUGGGAGAAAGGUAAGAUCGAUUCCAACGAACCAUCUCCCCAGUCGUCGCCUGAGACUCGACCUGUUCCAUUUGAGCCAGGCAUUGCUCCAUUCGACGAAUCUGCUAUUCCAGAAGGUCUAACCGUACGAUUAGACAACUUGGUUGCUGCAAAGGGAACGAGGGAAGCGCCAAGAGGUUUGGGACAUGGAGCGAUGAGCUCGAUCCCAGAAAAGCGAAGCAAGGAAGAUCUUGGUGUUUUGCCACACAGGCAACCCAAAGUCACCAGCGUGUUCCCCGACUUUGAACAAGGCUCAUUCCGACUUCCCCCGCCCAUUCAAUUGUCCCAGCCAGUAAAAGAUGAGGCCGAGGAUGAGACCGUCGCCCACAAGCAGGUCUCGGAGGCGUCCAUUCCCACUGCCGACGACAAAGUUAGCGCCCACGCCCAGGAGGAUACUACCUCCCGGGAUCUACAGAUUGAUAGUACAGACCAUGGGCUCUCGGAGGAUCCUACUCGCGACGAUUAUCAAUCUGCUACCAUCGAAAAACCCUCCGUUGAUUUCGAGACCGAGAAUCCAGGCCAAAAAGCCGAAGAAAGCUCUCGUUCAAUCGCGACGCAACCCUCGAUCGAGAAGAAAAUCGGCGCUGUGGAAACCAACCAGCCCGAAGGAGACGUCUCGGAUCCGUUCACCAGCAGCAAGACUCCUUUGUUUGCACCGAAGCCCGUCCAUGAGAUCCCUUCCUCUAUCUUCGGUCCCACCGAUGUAGAGCGACGACUUCCUAGCCCUGAAACCUGCGAGCUUCGACGCAGUCCAUCCAUUCACGGGCGACCCAACCAUCCUCCUCGAUCAUGGUCUCUGGAGGAUGCUGCUCCCAUUGCAGAUCCUAGAACAUCGUCGCCUUCCGGUUUCGGUGGACAGCUAGGAGCCAGCAACGACAUGGGGUCCCCUCCGCGGACCCCCUUGCAGACAAUUACCGAACAAGAGCCAAGGGAAGGCAGCCGCGGCAGGGGCGCCAUAGCCUCUGAGCGCGGCACGCCUCGUCUAGAGAUGAAGCCAGAGCAUAUUCUCCCCCGACCCGAAACUCCGGUCCGCAAGUUUACAGACAACGCGCUCUCCCGCCAGGCGUGGCCUACGCCAGAGAGGGAUACGCCUACCAGCGAAGAUAGGGGGGAUAUGAGCGUGAGAAAAGCGCGACAGACAGGCAAGAAAUUCUCAGCGGAAGUAUUACAGACCCCGGAGCAAGGCAUGCCGAUCCUGAGGCCCACCGACAGCGUGAACAGCCUUCGGAGCGCGCAGAGCCAGCGAUCGCUGCGACGAAUGACCCGAAGCACUAGCGGCGAUUUGCGGGCGGCGGCCAACCAACCGGCGGGAAGUCCCCAGCCUCCCGCAGCCGCUUCGCCCCCUCUUCCGUCCGACGUGAACUUCGAGCGCAUCGCUUCCUCUUCUUCCUACGACCCGGUCACGGACAAGGGCAAGCGCCCCCUACGAACCAUGACAGAUGUCUUUGAGGGAUGGGGGGAGACGCCGAGCUCGCCCCGGUCGCCUAGCCGACCGCCCAGCGUCCGGCACCGUCGCAGCAUGCAACACCUCCAAGAACUCGAAUCUCGUCUCGAUCAACUCGUCUCCGAAAAUCGCCUUCUCUUAGCCGCGCGGGAAUCGGCCGAGGAAAAAUUACAGAAAACUAGUGUCGCCCGUCGCAGGAGUGACCGUGCCCUCGACACACGCGAUGCUGACCUACGGGACAGGGAAGCCGAGGUGGAACAGCUCAAGAGCUCGGUGGACUGGCUUCAGAAGGAAGUCUCUCGAUUGAACCAGGAAAAUGAAGGGCUGACCUCCUCCAAUUCUCACCUCGUCGCCCUCCAUGAGACCGAAAUUCAGACGGUGCGAGAAUCAUCCAUCCGCGAACUGGACGACUUGCGCCUACAAAAUCGACAGCUAUCGAAGAACAUGCAAGACAAGAUACGACAAGAAGUCGAUGCUGCAUUGGCCCAGAAAAACAUGGAGCUGCGCCGAUUACGUGAGGAACUCGAGAAUGCGCGCGACAAAGUGAAAGAGUUACAGCAACAGAUCGCCGCGUCGAUGAACGAAAACGUCCUAGUCUUCCGCGACGAAGACUACUUCGAUGCCGCCUGCCAGAAGUUGUGCGGCCACGUGCAACAAUGGGUACUACGAUUCUCCAAGCACUCCGACCAUCGCCGCUGCCGCAAGCUUGGUGACCUACAAGACGAGAAGAUUGCCGACCGAUUUGACAACGCUAUUCUGGACGGCUCGGAUGUCGAUGCAUACCUUGCCGAUCGGGUCCGACGACGCGACGUAUUCAUGUCUGUUGUAAUGACAAUGGUGUGGGAGUUUGUCUUCACGCGGUACCUAUUCGGCAUGGAUCGGGAACAGCGACAAAAGCUCAAGUCCCUGGAGAAACAACUGACCGAGGUUGGUAAGCGCGGCGCUAUUCACCGAUGGCGUGCCACCACCCUCACCCUCCUGUCGAAGCGUCCUACCUUUUCUCGCCAGCGCGACAACGACACCGAAGCUGUCGCGUUGGAGAUCUUCGAUACCUUGUCGCGUCUACUGCCCCCGCCCACAAACGUGGAACCUCAACUCCUUGACUCGCUGCGGAAGGUGCUCCGGGUGGCAGUUAACCUGUCCAUUGAGAUGCGCACGCAGCUCGCCGAAUAUAUCAUGCUGCCUCCGCUGCAACCCGACUACGACACGAACGGCGACCUCGCCCGACAAGUUUUCUUCAAUGCAUCUCUUAUGAACGAGCGCAGCGGGGAGACCACUUCGAACGAGGAAUUGGAAUCCCAACAAGCCGUGGUCCGGGUUGUCCUGUUCCCCCUAGUGGUGAAGAAGGGCAACGAUACGGGCGACGGUGAAGACGAGGUGGUGGUCUGCCCAGCACAAGUGCUUACUGCGCGCCCAUUCAAAGAUAAAAGGGUGUCAAAGAUGAUGAGUGGGGACCGCAUGUCCCUGGAUGCCAACAAAUCCGUUCACAGUGUGGCCCCGUCAUCUAAUAUGGACAUGAGCAAUGCGAUCUGA
Messenger RNA from Aspergillus affinis, 19398 nucleotides. It is a transcript of the gene lah, whose product is annotated as involucrin repeat protein. Lineage: Eukaryota; Fungi; Ascomycota; Eurotiomycetes; Eurotiales; Aspergillaceae. Bases 1 to 19398 code for a protein of 6465 amino acids. The transcript has 3 exons. The record is from RefSeq and is a predicted model, not a curated record.